Arthroderma uncinatum is the source of this 1113-nucleotide messenger RNA. RefSeq names its product sarcosine oxidase. The record is from RefSeq and is a predicted model, not a curated record. The transcript has 2 exons. Gene Ontology annotation, molecular function: sarcosine oxidase activity; saccharopine oxidase activity; flavin adenine dinucleotide binding. Bases 1 to 1113 code for a protein of 370 amino acids. Lineage: Eukaryota; Fungi; Ascomycota; Eurotiomycetes; Onygenales; Arthrodermataceae.
AUGGCUUCGACCCCAGGUCAACAACCCUCCUCGACCGCCCCGUCCACCCCGUCUACACCCGUCUCCAGCUCCUACCUGAUCAUCGGCGCCGGCUGCUUUGGGGCAUCGACCGCACUACACCUCGCACGCUCUGAACCAGGGGCCCGGAUCACUCUGCUUGACCGCACGCCUUUUCCCUGCCCGUCUGCCGCGGCUCAUGAUCUGAACAAGAUCAUUCGCUCAGAGUAUACGGAUGAGUUUUAUAUGCGCCUCGCCCUAGAGGCUAUACGCGCAUGGAAGUCUGAUCCUAUCUUUAGCCCCUAUUUUCAGCAGACAGGCAUCCUUUUCGCCACAACACAAGAGCACGCGAGCAAGAUCGUGGAGAACUAUACCAGUGUAGCUGCUGAGAAAGCCGACUCAAUGGCCUCCGUGCCCGUUGAAACCAUUGAACCUGAGGUGGCCCGAGGGCGGUUUGGGGGCAUUUUCAGGGAUACAGACUGGGACGGAGUCGAGACAUGUCUGUGGAACGCGGAGGCCGGGUGGGGGGACGCAGAGAAUGCGUUGCGGAACGUGAUUAGUUCUGCCAUCGCCCUAGGUGUGAAAUUCCUCCCCCUUGCUGUCGAUAGGCUGUUGUUCGAUCAGACUGGUGGCUGCCUCGGUGCGAGAACCGUUACUGGCGUUGAUCUACACGCAGAGCACAUCAUCCUCUGUACGGGGGCUGGUACCGCCAAACUACUGGCAGAUAGCGCACCGGGUAGCCCUAGGCUGCAGGUUGGUGGCAGGCUGACUGCCGCUGCCGCUGUUAUGUGUGCUUAUCGAGUUCCUGCGGAUCAGAUGGCCAAGUUUGGAUCUGCUCCAAUCGUGGUAAAGGCCGUUGGAGACACCCCUGGGGAGAGCAUUCCGCCUGGAAAGGCAGGGCUGCUUAAAUGCACUCACGAACUAAGCUUUACAAACACGGUCUACCACGGAGGUCUGGGCGACAAUAUUUCCAUUCCGCCGGAGGAUCCGCUCCAUAGCACCUGGAGCCAUGAUGUACCGUCGCAGCUGAAGAUCGAGACUGAGCGUGUCAGGGCUAUGUUGUAUGGCAAAUAUCUGACCAGCCUUGUCCCGGAGUUCUAUAGGAUGUGUUGGUAG